Molecule: messenger RNA, 1512 nt
Organism: Mercurialis annua (annual mercury)
Lineage: Eukaryota; Viridiplantae; Streptophyta; Magnoliopsida; Malpighiales; Euphorbiaceae
Exons: 3
Coding region: 1-1512 (503 amino acids)
Molecular function (GO): nucleic acid binding; RNA-DNA hybrid ribonuclease activity
Source: RefSeq, a predicted model, not a curated record
AUGAAGGCUCCGCAAAAUAUCCGAGAAGUACAGAAGUUAAAUGGCCGCGUCAAAGCACUGGGACGUUUCAUCUCUUCAUCGGCUAAAAAAUGCUUGCCAUUUUUUAAGCAACUAAGGAAUAUGAAAAAAUUCAGUUGGGAUGAAGAUUGUCAGAAAGCGUUUGAAAAUCUGAAGUCUUUCCUGACUCAGCCGCCAUUACUAAGUAGACCCAUCGCGGGAGAGAUGUUAUACCUCUACCUCUCAGUAGGAAAAGAGACAAUCCCUCCGUUCUGGACGCUUAAAGGCGCAGAGCUCAACUACCCAACCAUUGACAAAUUGGCAUUAGCUGUGGUGGUCACAACGAAGAAGCUCAAACCGUACUUCCAAGGGCACACAAUCAUUGUCCGAACAAAUCAACCCCUGCGCAAGGCUCUCCAUCGCCCAAAAACAUCCGGGAGACUAGUAAGCUGGUCAGUGCAGCUGGGAGAACACGAUAUCAGAUACGAGCCAAGGAAGACGCUGAAGGCACAGGCACUGGCAGACUUCGUCGCAGAAAUGACGGAGAAACCACCUGACUCAAUCACAGAGGACAUAACCUGGAACCUGUUCGUAGAUGGAGCUUCCAGUGAGCAAGGGGCAGGGGCAGGAAUAGUGUUGCUUGGACCUCAGACGGUGGUCAUAGAGCAUGCAGUACAUUUGAAGUUUAAAGCUACCAACAACGUGGCAGAAUAUGAGGCCUUUCUAACAGUACUCACAUUAGUGAAAGAAGUAAAAGCAGAAAAGCUAAGGGUCCAUAGUGAUUCCCAGCUGGUUACCAGCCAAAUCUUGGGUCAAUUCCAAACAAAAGAUGCCAACAUGGCAAAAUACAUGGAAAGAGCAAAGGUGAUGCUGAAGGAAAUAGAAAAGAACGGUGGGCAAUGGGAAAUAAUUCCAAUACCCAGAGAGAGAAACAUGAGAGCAGACGCACUAGCUAAAGCAGCCGCAGCAAAAAGUCCCCUAUAUCUCUCACUCUACAUGAAAGAGGAGAGGAUGAGUUCCAUAGUGGACGAGAAAGAAAUUCUACCAAUCACAGAGCUAGAUCCUUGGAUGCAACCCAUUGUCGCAUACCUAAACGAUGGAGUGGUCCCAGAAGGAAGGGCAGUAGCAGCAAAACUGGUACGAGUAUCGUCUGUCUACUCCAUGAUAGAAGGUACUCUGUACCGGACCUCGGUCACACACCCAUGGUCCAAAUGCAUUUCGGUAGAAGGCGGAGCGUAUGUACUGAAAGAUAUCCACGAAGGAGAAUGUGUGGCACACGAGGGAGCAGCCACCUUGAGCAGGAAAGCACUACUCCAGGGAUAUUAUUGGCCGACUAUGAAGAAAAACGCAGAAGAUAUGGUGAAAAAAUGCGACAAAUGCCAAAAAUUUGGCACAAUCAUAAGAACCCCGGCAGCCCACCAGUCAGCAAUUGGAAAUCCUUGGCCCUUCAUGACAUGGGGAGUAGACAUACUAGACCAUUCACCCCAGCUCGAGGGCAAGUUAAGUUCAUCGUAG